Messenger RNA from Alternaria rosae, 2157 nucleotides. Its product is annotated as acyl-CoA dehydrogenase/oxidase. Gene Ontology annotation, molecular function: oxidoreductase activity, acting on the CH-CH group of donors; flavin adenine dinucleotide binding. The record is from RefSeq and is a predicted model, not a curated record. Bases 414 to 1847 code for a protein of 477 amino acids. The transcript is spliced from 3 exons. Lineage: Eukaryota; Fungi; Ascomycota; Dothideomycetes; Pleosporales; Pleosporaceae.
GGGUUCAAUAGCUACGUUGAUGUCUACAUGCGACUUCAUAGCCUGUUGGGUAGGUUGGACUGUGCGCCACGCGUAACGGUGGCGUCGCGUCCAUUGCAGCUAUCGCCAAGUACAAUUGCAGCAUCUACAGCGACACGACUUCCAUCAAUGCCUCGGCCAAAGAUACCCUUUGUUAAGAUACGUUUGCCAUCGGCAAAGCACCUAGGCAUCACGUCUGCGUGGUGUGAGACGGCCAAGUUACGAGGUCCAAAGCGGAGGUGCUGCAUCCCGUACCUCGGCAACUCUUAGCUCCCAACAUCAAUGACCGAAGCAGUAGCCAUGGACGACUCGUCUCCGCAUCUUUUGUUAAACUACCCCGGAUUUCCUCCCUGAACCCUUCCUCCUACCUCAUUCUCUCUCCACAGCACGCAAUCAUGUCUGUACCGUACGACCGCGCCUACGAUCUGCUUACCAACAGCAAAGACGGCCAUGUCUCCGCCUCACAGCGCAUUCCCGUCAUCGCGCGGCCUUUUGUCAGCGAGAGGGCGGCGAAGACCCUCGACCUUGUAGAGAAGUUCGUCGAAGAGGAAUGCAUCCCAGCCGACGCCGUAUACGUACGCCAGAUUGGCCAGACCGUCCAAGAGCGCUUCUCGUCACAUCCAUCCAUCAUCGAAGACCUGAAGAAGAGGGCACAAGAGCUUGGACUAUGGAACAUGUUCCUGCCCAAGGCACACUUCAAGGAGGGUGCUGGCUUCAGCAACCUGGAGUACGGCCUCAUGGCUGAGUACCUGGGCAAGAGCCGGACAGCGUCGGAGGCUGUCAACUGUGCUGCUCCCGAUACUGGCAACAUGGAGGUCAUUGCCAAAUACGGUACCGAGGCACAGAAGAGGCAGUGGCUGGACCCGCUGCUGAGGGGCGAGAUUCGCUCUGCGUUCUUGAUGACGGAACCUCAGGUUGCGUCGAGUGAUGCUACCAACAUUGAGAUGACUAUCAAGAAGGAUGGUGACCACUACGUUCUGAACGGUCAGAAAUGGUGGUCAUCCGGCAUUGGCGACCCUCGCUGCAAGAUCUUCAUCGUUCUCGGAAAGACCGACCCCAACAACUCAGACAAGUACAAGCAACAAUCCGUCAUCCUCGUCCCCAACACCACCCCCGGUGUAACCGUCCACCGCAUGCUGUCAGUCAUGGGUUUCGACGACGCACCCCACGGCCACGGCCACGUGACCUUCGAGAACGUCCGCGUCCCCGCCAGCAACAUGGUGCUCGGCGAAGGCCGCGGUUUCGAAAUUAUCCAAGGCCGUCUCGGACCUGGACGUAUCCACCACGCCAUGCGCAGCAUCGGGUCCGCCGAGAAAGCACUAGAAUGGUUCCUCGCCCGCAUCAACGACGAGCGCAAGAAGCCGUUCGGCGAGCUCCUCAACAAACACGGCAUCAUGCUCGAGCGCGUCGCGCGCUCUCGUAUCGAAAUCGACGCCGCUCGCCUUUCCGUCCUCAACGCUGCCAUCAAGAUCGACGAAACAAACGCCAAGGGCGCGCUUAAGGAGAUCGCCGAAGUCAAGGUGCUUGUCCCUGAAGUCAACCUCAAGGUUAUCGACUGGGCCAUGCAGGCCUACGGCGGUGCGGGUGUGAGUCAAGAUACGCCGCUCGCGCAGAUGUGGUCGAGCGGCCGCACGAUGAGGAUCGUGGAUGGCCCGGAUGAGGUUCAUCUGUUGCAGCUGGGUAAGAAUGAGAAUAAGAGGGGUCUUGCGCACAAGGCUAGGAUCGAGGCGCAGCAGAAGAAGGGCGAGGAGCUGUGCAGACAGUACGGGAUUGAGCCUAGGGAUCCUUUGUACCUUAACAGGACGAGUGGGGAGGCUAGUAAGCUGUAGAUGAUCGUCUUGGUUGUUCAGACAGUGUCGUAGCAAUGAUGAGUUUGCACGCAAAUCUGCUGGGUGUUGUGCAUAUUGCCUGUGAUGCACGUGUUGAAUGUUGAAUGUUGAAUGAUUGGUCCGUUGUCCGUUAUGAGGAUUCGAGCUCUGUGGUUAAAAAAAAAAUUCAUGUACGUUAGUCCUGUGAACGGUAUGUUGCUGCAGGCAUGAUGCAAGGAGCUCACACUUUGUCGUUUUGGGAGUGAUGGAUAUGAGAUAUGGGAUUAGUCAGGGCUGCUGGUCGAGAUUACUUGCGGUUAUUGCGCUGGUU